CACCACGCCUCGCCUCGCCUCGCCUCGCAACCGAAACGCAAUCGCCGCCGCCGCACCGCAACCCGCCGUUUCGAGAUGAAGUUCGUCGCCGCGUACCUGCUGGCGUGCCUGGGCGCCGAGUCCGCCGCCGAGGGAGGCGCCGCCCCGGCGGCCCCAGCGCUCCCGAGCAAGGAGGACGUGCGCCGCAUCCUGGGCUCGGUGGGCGCCGAGGUGGAGGAGGACCGGCUGGACCUGCUGUUUGCGCAGCUGGAGGGCAAGGACGUCGCCGAACUCAUCGCCGCGGGGAGGGAGCAGCUCGCCUACGCGCCGUCCGGGGCCGCCGCCGUCGCCGUCGGGGGUGCGCCGGCCGCCGCCGCCGCCGCCGCCGCCGCCGCCGCCGCCGCCGCCGCCGCCGCCGCCGCCGAGGCCAAGGAGGAGAAGGAGGAGAUGAAGGAGGAGGAGGAGGAGGAGGAGGAGAACAUCUUCAGCCUCUUCGACGACUGAUCGCCCGGACGCGCGCGGCCUCUCCUCCCGACGAGAUGAUGAGUUGAGAUGAUCCCUGUGCUGCGUUACCUCCUGUUGUUAGCUCUAGUUGGUUGCUGGUAGUAGUAGUAGCAGUAGUAGUCUUCUGAGUUUGAUAGAUCUAUGGUCGCUUGUUGUCUAGCUUUUGGGUGGCCAGAUUAGUCUUGUUGAUCGGAGAUCUGAGUCUGUUCUAAUCGAGUACAAGCAGCGUGUUCCAAUCUUAUUAGCGGAAGAUACUAUCCCGCAUUGCAAUCCCAACUGUUUUGGUCUUUCCAGUGUCA
This is a messenger RNA of Setaria italica (foxtail millet), 782 nucleotides long. Its product is annotated as 60S acidic ribosomal protein P2A-like. The transcript has a single exon. Gene Ontology annotation, cellular component: ribosome; cytosolic large ribosomal subunit. Gene Ontology annotation, molecular function: structural constituent of ribosome. NCBI's taxonomy places the organism in Eukaryota, Viridiplantae, Streptophyta, Magnoliopsida, Poales, Poaceae. The record is from RefSeq and is a predicted model, not a curated record. Gene Ontology annotation, biological process: cytoplasmic translational elongation; translation. The coding region runs from base 76 to 483 and encodes 135 amino acids.